Messenger RNA from Anarrhichthys ocellatus (wolf-eel), 2501 nucleotides. It is a transcript of the gene stoml2, whose product is annotated as stomatin (EPB72)-like 2. Gene Ontology annotation, biological process: mitochondrion organization. NCBI's taxonomy places the organism in Eukaryota, Metazoa, Chordata, Actinopteri, Perciformes, Anarhichadidae. Gene Ontology annotation, cellular component: mitochondrion; membrane. Bases 128 to 1168 code for a protein of 346 amino acids. The transcript is spliced from 10 exons. The record is from RefSeq and is a predicted model, not a curated record.
CCACCGUUGCACCACUGAUGUAACUUUCAUUUCCUGGCUGGUGAAGGGUCACACACAUGAGUACAGAGUUUGUGUAGAGUCCACUUUACGGAGCCGAACCUUUACACGUCCACUGGAAUACAUUUUGAUGAUGUUGCGAACGCUUUGUCGGACCGGCGGCGCCCUUCUGCAGCAAACCCAGCGGGCUGCCCCGAGGUUGUGGGUCACACCAGCCCAGCAGCGAUGGGCGUCCAGCCUGCCCAUGAACACCGUGGUCCUGUUCGUGCCCCAGCAAGAAGCCUGGGUGGUGGAAAGAAUGGGUCGCUUUCACCGGAUCUUAGAGCCGGGUUUAAACUUCCUCAUACCUCUACUGGACCGAAUUCGCUACGUGCAGAGUCUCAAAGAGAUUGUCAUCAAUGUCCCGGAGCAGUCUGCAGUAUCUCUAGACAAUGUGACGCUACAGAUUGACGGAGUGCUUUACUUAAGGAUCCUCGACCCUCUCAAGGCCAGCUACGGCGUUGAGGAUCCAGAAUAUGCUGUCACGCAGUUGGCGCAGACCACCAUGCGGUCGGAGCUGGGCAAACUCACACUGGACAAAGUGUUCCGGGAAAGAGAGUCCCUCAACUCCAACAUCGUCCAAUCCAUCAACCAAGCGUCAGACGAGUGGGGGAUCCGUUGCCUCCGUUAUGAAAUCAAGGACAUCCACGUUCCACCUCGUGUCAAAGAGUCCAUGCAGAUGCAGGUGGAGGCCGAGCGGAAGAAGAGAGCCACGGUGCUGGAGUCUGAAGGGACGAGGGAGGCGGACAUUAACGUCGCAGAGGGUCACAAACAAGCUCAGAUUCUGGCCUCGGAGGGCCAGAAAGCGGAGCAGAUCAACAAAGCGUCCGGUGAGGCCCAAGCAAUCUUGGCCAAAGCAGAGGCAAAAGCGAAGGCUAUCCGUAUGCUGUCGGAUGCUCUGACUGAGCAGAAUGGAGACGCGGCAGCCUCGCUAAGUGUGGCCGAGCAGUACGUGUCCGCCUUCUCCAAGCUCGCUAAAGAGUCCAACACCAUCCUGCUGCCCUCCAGCACCGGGGACAUCAGCGGAAUGGUCACGCAGGCUAUGACCAUUUAUGGCACGUUGGCAAAGCCGAGCCUGAAAGCGGUGGCGGAGGAGAAGAGCAACAACUUUGGGAGCCAAUCGUCUCAGUAGCGGAGGACUCGGUGAAUGAACUCCAAACAGUAGAACGACACAGAAGCAGCAGCAGCAGCAGAAGAAGAAGAAGAAGUCUUUGGCUCCAAGGCGUCGCUGUGUGUGUGUGUGUGUGUGUGUAAAGUCUCACAUACCUUCUGCCGACAGGACAGAAGGAGAAGAAGCUGUCAACUUCAUAAACUUCUGGGAUCUUUUGCCCUGGGAGUGUUGGGAAAAACAUCACAUCUUUUGUAAGAGGAGUUUUAAUCUUCGCUGACUGUUCUUUAUGCUCAGUUAUUGUCAGAUUUGAGAAAUUGACACCAGGCUUCAGCCAAAUAUACUCGCACACCGGUGACUCUGGCAGGCUGACAAAAUGGAGAAAUUGAAUGCUAGAAAUUAUGCGAUUUACUAUAAUACGUUAAUUAUUUGUGGGUGAUUUAUUUCGUGCAUCAGAUCUGUUGAGGUAUGUAUUGUUGCACAGACCCUGGUUGAAUUCGAUGUAAAGGGUUAAAUGUUAAAAGGAGCAGUGUGUAGGAUUUAGUGACAUCUAGUGGUGAAGUUGCAGAUUGCAACUGAAUACCCCUCGGCCCACUCCCUUUCCAGGCGUGUCAGAACUACGGUGGCCCGCAGGUAACGUCAAAAAUGCAAAAAAGGCUCUCGCUAAAGCCAUUGUUUAGUUUGUCCGCUCCGGGCUACUGUAGAUACCCGGCAGCACAAGAUGGCGGACUCCGUUAAGAGGCCCCGCUCACUAUGUAGCUAUAAACGGCUCAUUAUAAGCUAACAAAAAAAAAAACACAGGUCAUCAUUUUACAUCAAUGAAAAACAUAGUUGUAAAUAUAUUCAAUUUCUGCCAAUAAAUCCUACACACUGUUGCUUUAAGUGUAACGUACGAUUGUGUUGAAUGCUUUUUUUUGCCUCUUGCGACCUGUAUUUUUAGGGCCGGCCCAGAUAACUGCAUUCAGGUUCUGUGGGUACAUUAGUAAUAGCAGGGUAAUUACAUGUUUAUAAAUGGCUUGUUUACAGACACCAGUGACUAUUCUUCUACUGUCUUCAGCAUCGUUGGGACCAGCUUCAGUCGCUACGUGUGAUGUCUGACUGGAUGCGUCUUAAUGAUGGGAAGUGUCCCAAAGUUUAGUUCAUUCACAAUUUGGCCGAUGUUGGAUUGAAUAUCUAACUGAUCACGUAUUAAAUUAAUAUUAUUUUCUAAUAUUCAACUUGUUUUUUUCUAGAUAACUAGCUGGUAUACAAGGACAGGCCUCGGAACAAACGUUCCGUUCCUCUUCACAUUUGUAUUCACCUCUUAUGUCUUAUUAUGGAAUAUAUUUAUUAAAUGCCAUGACUCUCUGCAAACACA